Molecule: messenger RNA, 5792 nt
Organism: Pogoniulus pusillus (Red-fronted tinkerbird)
Lineage: Eukaryota; Metazoa; Chordata; Aves; Piciformes; Lybiidae
Gene: MCF2L
Product: MCF.2 cell line derived transforming sequence like
Exons: 31
Coding region: 66-3572 (1168 amino acids)
Biological process (GO): intracellular signal transduction; positive regulation of Rho protein signal transduction
Cellular component (GO): cytoplasm
Molecular function (GO): protein binding; guanyl-nucleotide exchange factor activity
Source: RefSeq, a predicted model, not a curated record
UCUGAAGAGCUGAUUUUUUAUUUCCUUCAGAGAAUAACUUGGUGAAGAUACAGGGAUACACAUCCAUGUCUCAACGCCGCGUGUUAAGGGAAGGACGUGAAAGUCAUUUUAGGAUCCUUCCAAGAUUCUUUCACAUUCUUCAUGGCAGACGUCACUCACGAAAUAGCCCACGUCAAAUAUGCUCUGAUGAAAUCAUGCAUCAAGAUAUCACUCCCCUCUAUGCUGCAGAUAUUCAGGACCAGUUAAAGAAGCAGUUUGCCUACCUGUCAGGUGGACGAGGGGAAGAUGGAUGCCCUGUUAUUACGUUUCCAGACUAUCCAGCUUUCAGCGAGAUCCCGGAGAAGGAGUUCCAGAAUGUCCUGACCUACUUGACAAGCAUCCCAAGUUUACGAGAUGCCGGAAUUGGAUUUAUUCUUGUCAUAGAUCGCAGACAGGACAAAUGGACCUCUGUGAAAGCAUCCAUACUACGGAUAGCAGCAUCUUUCCCAGGAAACCUGCAACUGGUCCUCGUUCUGCGCCCAGCAGGAUUUUUUCAUCGAGCACUCUCAGACAUUGCUUUCAAAUUCAACAAAGAUGAACUUAGAAUGAAAGUACCUAUCAUAAUGCUGGGCUCAGUAUCAGAACUUCAGGGUUAUAUUGAUAAAACACAAUUAACAGAAGAUCUUGGUGGCACCCUGGAUUACUGCCAUAACAGAUGGCUGUCCCGUCGCACUGCUAUAGAAGGUUUCGCCCAAAAGGUUAAGCAAACAGCUCAGAUUCUUCAGUCCUUUGGGACUGAGCUGGCUGAAACAGAACUACCAAGUGAUGUGCAGUCAACCAGCUCGCUUCUUGCAACACACACAGAAAAGAAGGACAAAAUGAAGGAGGAUAUCAGGUUAGCAGUAGAACAGGGAGACGAUAUCCUUGGAAGUAUUACACAACCGGUUACUGAGAAUCCAGAGUACAAACUGAAUCAAGACCAGCUAGACAAUCAAACAACGGUGGAAAGGCUUCUGGCUCAAUUGCAUGAAACAGAGACUGCCUUUGAUGAGUUUUGGAUUAAGCAUCAGCAAAAACUUGAGCAGUGUCUGCACCUUCGGAAUUUUGAACAGAAUUUCAGAGAGGUCAAAGCAGCUUUGGAUAUUGUGUCCGAGAGACUGUCUGCUUUCACAGAUGUGGGAAACAGCUGUUCACAUGUGGAGCACAUUUUGAAAGAUCUUGCCAACUUUGAAGAAAAAUCACAUGAAACUGUAGCAAAGGCCAGAAUGCUAGCCUCAGAGGGUGAUGCUUUUAUUCAAAGCAAUCAUUAUGCCAUGGACUCCAUUAUUCCAAAAUGCAGUGAACUUCAUCAUCUCUGUGAUGCCUUCACUACGGAGACUGAACGAAGGAGGAAUCUUCUUAACAAAUCUCUAGAGCUGCAUGGCAUACUAGAAAAGUCUAUGAAGUGGUGUGAUGAAGGAAUUUAUCUGCUGGCUUCACAGCCCGUUGAUAAGUGUCAGUCACAGGAUGGUGCAGAAUCAGCAUUACAGGAGAUUGAGAAAUUCCUGGACACUGGUGCAGGCAAUAAAAUCAAGGAGCUGAAUAAAAUAUACAGAGAGUAUGAACACAUCCUCAGUGAGGACUUAAAGGAGCAUGUGCAGAAGGUUUUUCAGAAGCAAGAAAGUAUGGAAGAAAUGUUUCAAAAGAGACAAGUCAGUCUUAAGAAACUGGCAGCUAAGCAGACACGUCCUGUUCAGCCAGUUGCCCCGAGACCCGAGGCCUUUGUAAAAUCUCCUUGUACCUCUCCAGGUCUUCAAAGCGAAUACGGAUCCAGCUCAGAAAGCAGUGCACUUCGGAGGGUAAACUACAGAAGAGGAAAGAGUGAAAUGACUGAACUCCACCAAAGCAGAGGAGGAUCUGCCAUGGAUGAUGAAGAAAACCUCGCUGUGUUACGGCAGCAUGUGAUUAAUGAACUUAUUGAGACUGAACGAGCAUAUGUAGAAGAACUUCUCUGCGUUCUUGAGGGUUAUGCUGCAGAGAUGGACAACCCCUUAAUGGCUCAUCUGAUUUCGCCAGAGCUCCAAAAUAAGAAAGAUAUCUUGUUUGGGAAUAUGGAAGAAAUUUAUCACUUUCACAACAGAAUAUUCUUGAGAGAAUUAGAAAACUAUAUAGAAUACCCAGAACUUGUAGGACGGUGCUUUCUGGAUCAGAUGGAGGAUUUCCAGAUUUAUGAAAAAUACUGUCAAAAUAAACCUCGAUCCGAAAGUUUGUGGAGGCAGUUUUCAGAUUCUGUGUUCUUUCAGGAAUGCCAAAGGAAACUGGACCACAAGCUCAGUUUGGACUCAUACUUGCUGAAACCCGUUCAAAGAAUAACCAAAUACCAGUUGUUGCUAAAGGAAAUGCUGAAGUACAGUAAAAACUGUGAAGGUGCUGAAGAUCUUCAGGAGGCAUUAACUUCUAUACUGGGCAUUCUCAAAGCAGUUAAUGAUUCUAUGCACCAGAUAGCCAUUACAGGCUAUGAUGGAAACCUGAGUGAGCUGGGCAAGCUUUUAAUGCAGGGAUCCUUCAAUGUCUGGACUGAUCAUAAAAAGGGUCACUCAAAGGUGAAAGAUCUGGCACGCUUCAAGCCAAUGCAGCGACACCUCUUCCUCCACGAGAAAGCUGUGUUGUUCUGUAAAAAGAGAGAAGAAAAUGGAGAGGGCUAUGAAAAAGCUCCUUCUUACAGCUACAAACACUCCUUAAAUAUGGCAGCAGUUGGAAUAACAGAAAAUGUCAAAGGUGAUGCAAAAAAAUUUGAAAUCUGGUAUAAUGCAAGGGAAGAAGUUUACAUUAUACAGGCACCAACCCCUGAAGUUAAAGCGACUUGGGUGAAUGAAAUAAGAAAAGUGUUGACAAGUCAACUGCAGGCAUGCAGAGAAGCCAGUCAGCACAGGACACUAGAACAAACACAGAGUUUACCUCUACCAGCAUCAUCUUGCACAAGUCCUUCACAGAACCACAUCAGAAAUACUAAGAAAAUGGAGGAGAAAAAAGCUGAUCUCACAAGUCAGGAAGUUUAUGGCAUCACAGCUGCACCAAAGUACCCUGAGAAAGGUAAAGCUUCUCCUACCAGUCCUGACAAAAAAGCUAAGCGACACGAAGUAGUGAGUGACCCAACUCCUUUUGGUUUAAGAGGCUGGUCUAAAACGUCUCAUUCUCUUGAUGCAUCUGAAGAAAAUGAUGGCUGGUCUAGUGCUGAAGAUCCACUGAAUUCAUCAGAUGCGGAGGAAGACGGAGGAGGAGGUGGAAGCGAGAUGAAGCUGACUCCUGGUAAAUAUACAGUUGUGACUGAUUAUGAGAAAGGAGUUGCUGAAGAAUUUACAGUGAAAAGUGGAGAUCUAGUUCAACUGAUUCGUGAAGGGGAGGAUGGACUUUGGUAUGUAAAGAACCUUAGCACUGGUAGAGAUGGUUGGAUUCCAGCAAGCAACCUGCUGAUGCUCAUAGGCAAUUCAAAAUCGGCUCAAUCUUUAAGCAGCUCUGAAUCAGGCACUGCCUCCAGCACUUUGAGCACAUCAUCAAGUUGCAGCGACAGCUGCAAUGUCAGCAGCACCAGCUUCUCUGACAUUAAGGGCUAACGUCAAUUUUCACCCCACCUUCAUGCAAGGUAAAUGUGGAGUUUGCCAUUAUGUGCAGAGUUCUGGACAUCGGACUGCAGCUGAGAACCACUUGUUCUGUGUUGCCAGCCCUGAGCAUCUUCCUUGGCAAUUUUUACAGCUUCUCCUAGAAGAUCCAGAAGAUCCCAAUGGAAAGUGCACAGAACGUGAAGUUGUAGAUAGAAGUUAAACAGUUUGAAAUAGGUUCUCGUGGAGGCUUCUGCUCUGAAGUCUGAAGCUACAGAGCUGUUAGCAUAGAACACAUUUUCUCAUUGAUACACAGUCAGGUUUCUGCAGAACUGUAUCAUUUCAUAACAGCCAGAAUCUGAAUGUGAGCAAACAAAAUGUGUUCGGUGCUAAAUCCUCAUUGUAGACUAAUAACAUAGCAAUCACUGUACAGGAUAGGUAUGAGGAAAAAUAAAUCUGAGUUUACAAUUUCUAUUCCUAAAAACCCCUUUCUCCAAGGAUGUACCUCAGUCAGUGCAGUGAAUGGGACUCUUACAGCAACCAAGAAAGAGGUUCGGUCCAGCCUUUUCUCUUCUCUUGGGUCUUCAGGAUAUUAUUCUGCUCCCUAGAGACUGGGAUGCAGACAUGGCCAAUUCACUGACCACAACAGCAUCAAAAGAAACUUAUUUUUAUCCUUUCCAACAUUGUAAUGAUGUGUGCAAUGGAAUAGCUGUUUUCUGAGGUAUUUUUGACCUCACAACCAAAUUCUUUACCAAGAUCACUGUGUUUACAUAGCCUUGGUAAUUUAGUAAUAUCUUUUUCCUUUCACAGGUGCACAAUGAAACACAAAUGUUCUUAUUCACUACAUGAUUUCCUAACAGAUGGUAGUGACACUUACCUUCAGCUCUCACAGUUAACAUGCAGCUACAGGCAGAGGAAACUAUUGUGGCUGUGCUAUGGAUCAGGACCUUCCUUCAGACAAACCUAUGAGGGCUAGAAAUCAGAUGUAUUUUUAGUCAGUAGUGUUUGUUGUAGAUUUAUUCGAAGAGAAAAGAACAAUUACAUAAUUUUCUAUAAAAGGGGAGCACAAGAGAAAAAAAAUAUUAGAGAAGAGUCAGUUUUAUGCUACAGACAAGUUUUGUUUUGUUUUUUUUAAGGAAGGGUGAUGCUUAACUUGCCAUUUUUCAAGGUAUGAUGUAAGCCAACAUUGUGGACUUCCACAUUGCCAGACAUUCUUUACGCGUCAUCCUUACAGAUGUUCCAAACCUGUGUGCAUGUAUGGAAUAUUGUGUUCAGUCCCUUCCAUCUCUCAAAUGUUUUUACUUGUAUGAAAAUAGGUUUUUAAGUGAUUCAUGUACAAUAUUACAUAAGCAUAACGUGGACAUUAAGAGCAUACUUUUUCAGAAGCACUAAGCACAGCAGAUUAUGUCAGCGAGAAGUGCUGUUCAUCAUCAGACUUUCUGAAGGCUGAGCCCUGAAGUCUGUCUUCAUGCCAGAAUUUUGUAUUUUAGAGGCUGCAGCUUAGGAAACUUAGACAACAAAUAUUCUAAAGAACAAUAUUACUCCUGGGUUGUUAAAGCAGCCCUACCCCAGAUGCAAUCAAAAAUGCAGCUGACCGUGGUCAGUACAAAUGGAACCAUAUAUAUACACGCUCGUGCAUUCAUGCACAUACACGUGUGCACGUAUGUGCUUGUGUGUGUAUAUAUGCAUGUGUAGAUAUGUAAAUGUGUGUAGAUAAAAUGUAUCAAUGUAAAAGAUGUAUUUAUAGUCUUCAUGCUGCUGAAUGUGUCACUUUACAAUUCAUAAAUACUUAGGUUUCUUGCAAUACUACAAUAUAAAGGCUGAUCAGGGUUUUACUUAAGGCAUCUUUUCCAAUGCAGAAAUCCUCUGAUCUUUUUUUUUGAUUACCCCAUAGAAUGCUGUGCUGUCUGGGAGUAUUUAGUCUGAUAUUUAACAAUGGAAUGGCAACAUGAGGUUCAGCUUACCCUCAUCCACAUAAGUUAUUUUGUAAAUUUUCUGUAACAUAAUUUGCUUAUAUAUUGCUGUCAUUGCUAGGAUGAGACUGUCCUUUCGUUCCUCUCUGCAGCCUCAUUUGUGUUACUUCAAUGGUUUUCUCCACAUCGUUGCACUUUAAUAUACAAUCCAUUCACUAUUACCUUUUUUUUUUACUGCUGUUGUGAAUUAGAAGUUCAAAGUCAGAGGUCUCUAUUGUAAUUAAUUUGAAUAAAUUUCAGCACUUCUAGCUGAAUGCCUUUA